Molecule: messenger RNA, 873 nt
Organism: Vicia faba (fava bean)
Lineage: Eukaryota; Viridiplantae; Streptophyta; Magnoliopsida; Fabales; Fabaceae
Source: the annotation of a GenBank genome assembly
AUGAUACUGCAACAAAUGUCUAGGUUAUUUUCUCUAGGUCAAAAACAACACAGUGAAGAGAUCUAUAGCAAAGGGAUAGAGAUAUGGCCACAACCACAACAAGACUUGAAGAACUACAGUGUGUUUGGAGUGGUUCCUAAAACCUUUUCAUUUGAUGAGUGUGGAAGAAGAUUCAUGAUGAUGAGACGCAAUGGAGGAAUGAACUGUCAAGACUGUGGGAAUCAAGCGAAGAAAGACUGUACACAUCUAAGAUGCAGAACUUGUUGUAAGAGUCGAGGAUUUCAGUGUCAAACUCAUGUGAAGAGUACUUGGGUUCCAGCUUCUAAACGCCGUGAACGACAGCAACAUCUAUCUUUGUUGCAACAUCAACAACCGUUUCGUCGUAGAGAUCGUGGAGAUAAUUUUAAACAAAAUAUACACAAUCAAGAUGGUGCAGGUUCUUCUCUUCCAUGUCCUCAACCACCUAACCCUACCACAGGGUUUGAGUUGGGACAGUUUCCAGCUGAAGUGAGUUCUGCAUCAGUAACGUUUAGGUGUGUGAGAGUGAGUUCAGUGGACGGUCCAGAUGAGCAAUGUGCGUAUCAAACGGCUGUGAACAUAGGAGGACAUGUUUUCAAAGGAGUUUUAUAUGAUCAAGGUCCUUCUCCUCCUUCAAGUUUUUACACCAGUAGUACUAUUGCUGCACCUAUUGAAGGUUCUUCCGGUGGAGGUCAUCAUCAACCUCAACAACCUCAACAACUUGAUUUCUUAACAACUGCGCAUGUAUCCGCAACCGCAACCACUGGUAUCUCGUUUGAUCCUUCUCUUUACUCAGCUCCGCUACACGCUUUCAUGGCCGGUACACAAUUUUUCCAUCCACAACAUCGUAAUUAA